Molecule: messenger RNA, 1865 nt
Organism: Chroicocephalus ridibundus (black-headed gull)
Lineage: Eukaryota; Metazoa; Chordata; Aves; Charadriiformes; Laridae
Gene: KRR1
Product: KRR1 small subunit processome component homolog
Exons: 10
Coding region: 39-1199 (386 amino acids)
Cellular component (GO): nucleolus; small-subunit processome
Molecular function (GO): RNA binding
Source: RefSeq, a predicted model, not a curated record
UCCGGUGCCGGGUGAGCGCUGUCGGCGCGCGGCGAGACAUGGCGGAUCCUCCUGAGGUGGCCGAGGCAGAGGCCGGGGCGAAGCAAAAAGAGAAGCAAAAAAACAGAAACAAAAAGAAAGCGGCGACAGGUGGGGUCGAUGAAUCUGAACUUCUUACUGUGCCAGAUGGAUGGAAAGAGCCAGCCUUUACAAGAGAAGAUAAUCCUAAAGGGCUGCUGGAAGAAAGCAGUUUUGCAACAUUGUUCCCCAAAUACAGAGAAGCGUACUUGAGAGAGUGCUGGCCACUCGUCCAGAAAGCCUUGGGUGAACAUUUUGUGAAUGCAACGCUGGAUCUAAUUGAAGGAAGCAUGACUGUCACAACCACUAAGAAGACUUUUGAUCCGUAUGCAAUUAUCAGGGCUAGAGAUUUAAUAAAACUUCUGGCAAGAAGCGUUCCAUUUGAACAGGCAGUUCGUAUCCUUCAGGAUGACAUUGCAUGUGACAUCAUUAAAAUAGGCUCUCUGGUGAGGAAGAGAGACACUUUUAUAAAAAGAAGAGGACGACUUCUUGGGCCAAAAGGAUCUACUCUGAAGGCCCUGGAACUGUUAACUAACUGUUAUAUCAUGGUGCAAGGCAACACUGUUUCAGCUCUUGGACCCUUUAGUGGCCUGAAAGAGGUCAGAAAAGUUGUUCUGGACACAAUGAAGAAUAUACAUCCCAUAUAUAACAUUAAGACUCUGAUGAUCAAAAGGGAAUUAUCAAAAGAUCCUGAACUGAGGUCUCAAAGUUGGGAAAGGUUUUUGCCUAAGUUCAAGCGGAAGAACUUGAAAAAACGCAAGGAGCCAAAGAAGAAAAAUACUAAGAAGGAGUACACACCGUUCCCACCUCCACAGCCAGAAAGCCAGAUUGAUAAAGAACUGGCAAGUGGUGAAUACUUCUUGAAAGAAAGACAGAAGAAACGAAAGCAAGUGCAAGAGAUAAAGGCAAAGCAAGCAGAUGCAGUCAAGAGAAGACAAGAAGAAAGAAAUAAAGCUUUUAUCCCACCAAAAGAAAAGACAGUUGUGAAAACAAAGAAAGCCUCCACUGAGAAAAAAAUUGAUAUUGAAGCCAUCAAGGAAAAGGUAAAGAAUGCAAAGAAGAAGAAAUUAGGAGCACUUCCUGAGGAAGAAGUCAAAUUAAAAAUGGCAGCAGAUGAAAAGAAAAAAAAGAAAAAGAAGUAAUUCACCACCUGAGAUGUUCACUUUUCUCCCCCAUUAAUGAACAUUUUCACACAUGGAAGAUUUGAGACUUCUUGCUGUCAGUAUAAUCUGGACAAGAAAAGACUAGGCAGAAAGAUCAUUCUCUUUUCCUAAGUACACUUUAAUUAGUGGACUUGAAGCAGCUGUGCAAAACUGCCAAGGCUGAUGAAGAAAAUGUGCCCUGCUGUGUUUUUUGAGAAAGUAAGAGAGUGUGUUUGGAUAAUAUCCAUCUGCCUAAAGGGAAGGUUUCAUCAUAGAACCAUUUAGGAGUUUGAUGCAGGUUGUUAAACAUUAGGGUCAGAGAACUUGGUGAGAGUUGAAGGUAGUUCUUGUGUGAAAGACUGCCAGGCUAUAUGCAGCCUCAGUAAUGACUGUUGCAAAACAGGCAAGAUUUAUUACUGUAUUAUGCUUUUCUUUCUGUAAAAGCUGAUUAUUUUUUGCGUGUUUUGUCUUAGUGUUAAUAAACUAUUUUAAUACAUUGUUCUUAAAUCCUUGGAUUAGUCUGCUGCUGCACAACCUACAUCAUGUUUUCCAGGAAAGAAGCUCGCAGCUUCAUGUGAGGAUGCAACAAACCAUAAUCUUAAUUGAAUGCCAUUAAUAAACUGUCAUUUAUUAGCAUUAUCCUGGAGGCUUUUAGACAGAAUGUGG